AUGGGAAAAUUGACUUCAAUGCUAGGUCUUCUCUUGACGCACCCUCUUGAGUUCAGAACUCUUCUUCAUUUCUACCUUUACCAUGAGACGAAACGCGAUAUCACCGCUCAGCAAGAGCACCCCACGUCAGGCUGGGAUCGAGCCUCCAUGCGCCGCUGCUGGGAAUUCCUCGACAUGACAAGCAGAAGUUUUGCAGCUGUCAUCAAGGAGCUUGACGGUGACCUCGCAAGAACGAUUUGCAUGUACUACCUCAUUCUGCGCGGCCUGGACACAAUUGAAGAUGACAUGACUAUUCCUGACGAGAAGAAGCAGCCAAUACUCCGCCAAUUCCAUAACUUAACGGUAACCCCUGGCUGGAACUUUACAGAGAACGGCCCUGAUGAGAAAGAUCGAAACCUGCUCCUCGAAUACGACACUGUCGUAGAAGAAGUCAAUAGACUACCACCCCAAUACAAGACUGUCAUUCUUGACAUCUGUCAGAAAAUGGAGAACGGUAUGGCUGAUUACGCACAUAAAGCCGCAACCAACGGCACUGUUUACCUCGAGACUAUUGCGGACUAUGACCUCUAUUGCCACUACGUCGCAGGCCUCGUAGGUGAAGGCCUCACUCGCAUUUGGUCAGCUUCAGGCAAGGAAGCGUCUUUUCUUUGCGAUCAACUUGAGCUAGCAAACUCUAUGGGCCUUCUCCUCCAAAAGACCAACAUUAUCCGUGAUUUCCGGGAAGACGUCGAGGAGAGACGCUUCUUUUGGCCUCGAGAAAUUUGGGCUAAAUACGGCUUCAACGAAAUGAAAGAUAUGUACGAGAAGGGUGACAUUGAGCGUGCCACGUGGAUACAAAGCGGUAUGGUUCUUGAUGCUCUGCGACAUGCAUGCGAUUCUUUGGACUACCUGCGCCUACUCAAAAACCAGAGCGUGUUCGUGUUCUGCGCAGUCCCCGUCUCCAUGGCAAUGGCUACAUUGUCACUUUGCUUCAUGAACCCAGAAAUGUUCCAGCGCAACAUCAAGAUACGGAAAGCGGAGGCUGCUCAACUCAUUAUGCGGUCAACAAACACCAGAGAAGUCGCUUUAAUCUUCCGGGAGUACGCACGGAAGAUUCACCACAAGGCCAAACCGCAUGAUCCAAACUUCCUCAAAAUUUCAGUGAUGUGCUGCAAGAUCGAGCAAUGGUGUGAACAAAAUUUCCCUUCGUUCGUUAUACUCGGCGAAAAGGGGCCGAUAUACGAUUCUGCAGACAAGAGAACGGCCGUCUUCAGAGCAGAAGAGAAGAGGGCAGCGCAGCGUCUUGCUGCUGAUCCAAGGAACGCACCCCUGCCUCAGGACUUGUUCCCAUGGGAGCUGGCCGCCUAUGUCGUUGGCGGAAUGUUGAUUAUGCUGAGCCUAAGCGCUCUUAUCGUGUGGGUCAUGCUCAAAUUUCUUCCACAGGCAUAA
Molecule: messenger RNA, 1428 nt
Organism: Suillus subaureus
Lineage: Eukaryota; Fungi; Basidiomycota; Agaricomycetes; Boletales; Suillaceae
Product: squalene synthase
Exons: 5
Coding region: 1-1428 (475 amino acids)
Biological process (GO): farnesyl diphosphate metabolic process; ergosterol biosynthetic process
Cellular component (GO): endoplasmic reticulum membrane
Molecular function (GO): squalene synthase [NAD(P)H] activity
Source: RefSeq, a predicted model, not a curated record